AUGCCUCCUUCCACGAUGAGCCCGCGCUCGUCCCCGCCUAGCUCAAGUCGCUACACGGACGCUCUACCCUUUCCCCGCAACACGAGCAUGUCGGAAUUCGAAGUCGAGCACUCGUCGGUGAAGGUUCCCGUCUCUCCUCCAAAGCCUCGGAAAGGGCGAGCUUCUUCAGAACGCGAUGUCGAGGUCGCGCUACGUUCGAGCGUCCCCGCCCUUCUCGCUGCGAGAGCACGCCCAUUCACGGUGUCAGGGCGCAUCCCUAUCGAUCCUACUGCAUUGAAACUGUUCUUCAGAACGAGGAGUGGAAUCACGUACUCGGUGGACUUCCCCGUUGACAUCGAUUAUGACAUUCCUCCAGGCAUGGAAGUGCUUAUCGCAGCUUGCCUACCACAUUCACCAGCAUUUGACGACUUUGCACAACCUCAGAACGAAUCCCUGUUUUUCCCGCAGGACCUACCUCUUACCUCGACGCUCGAGAUUGCCAAUCACCCAAUAUUGGAUGCUAUGCGGAACACUCUGUUCCCUACACUACCUGUCGGACACUACCUCACCACUCUUCGAGACAAGCUUGAGAUUGUGUUGAGCGGGAGCAACAUGCCGGUUCAGCUGCGGCCAAACGAUAAUCGGGUGGCGACCAUUGUCGUGACAUUACCCUCGCGCUUUCGCGGCGGUCCACUUGUCGUACGCAAUUCAGAGGGUGUGGAGGAACGGUUCUUCGGUCGUGGUGGGAAGAGUGGGUCCAUAGAAUGGACGGCGUUCAUGGCGGAUUGUGAUCACCAUGUUGAGACAGUGCAGAAGGGUUGUAGGGUGACUGUCAGCUACGCUGUCCAUCUCAAGACAUUCGGACCGGCAGCCAUACAGCCAGACCCGCUGAUCUCGCCUAGCGAUCAGUUCUUGGACUUGCUGUCACCGAUCCUCAACUUGUCGCGCGGUCGCCGCAUCGCAUUCUAUCUGACCGGCGAUUACGGUGUUAACCCUGGGGAGGUUCUUGCGGAAACGCUGGUGCCACACCUCAAAGGUGGGGACUCCUUACUCUACCACGCUGUCAAGCUAUACAAGCUGGGCCCCGAGUUGCGCUGGACAGCAGGCGGUUACAUUUGGCCCGUUGACCAGACUGUCGAGUUCACCAACGAUGCCUAUGAUAGCCCAACACUACCACAAGCCUCCACGCCUUUAUCUGUUUUGGAUGGUGGUCGCUUGCCCCCAAUGCAAGGUCCCUUUAGCUCAGGAGCCUCGGAGCCCGGCGAAGAAGAAGAGGAGAGUUUGCGAACGCGUGUUGAGAAGAGUGGUGCGAUCCCUUUGUCCGAUACGGACAUCGUGCUACUGAACGAUAUGCUGCGAGGGCCCGUCGCGAAGCAGAGAGUACCCUUCGUGCAGAGAGGGGAGCUGGAGAGGUUAGUUGUGAAUGUGCUUAUGGUUUUAUACGUUCCCUAA
This is a messenger RNA of Postia placenta MAD-698-R-SB12, 1431 nucleotides long. RefSeq lists its product as hypothetical. Bases 1 to 1431 code for a protein of 476 amino acids. The transcript has 3 exons. NCBI's taxonomy places the organism in Eukaryota, Fungi, Basidiomycota, Agaricomycetes, Polyporales, Adustoporiaceae. The record is from RefSeq and is a predicted model, not a curated record.